AUGGUAGUAGAUUAUAAAAAAUUAAAUAAUAUUACUAUUAAGGAUAAUCAUCCAUUACCCAAUAUGGAGCGAGCAAUACAAUUAUUAGGUGGUGGUUAUAAAUAUUUUUCCAAACUUGAUAUGAAGAGUGGAUUUUGUCAAAUUCCAAUUAAAGAACAAGCCAAAUUUAAAACUGCAUUUAUUACUCCAGAUAGUCUUUUCGAAUGGAAUGUGCUGGCUCAAGGUCUCAAGAAUAGCCCACUAUCUUUUCAACGAGUAAUGACUGAUAUAUUAUCUACAUGUCGGCAGUUCUCGUUGGUUUAUAUUGAUGAUAUCGUGGUGUAUUCUCAUUCAUUUGAAGAACAUCUCAAUCAUCUUACACAAGUAUUAUCUGCUUUAUCCAAACAUAAUUUUCAACUUAACCCGGUUAAAUAUAGUAUUUUUCAUCAACAAAUCGAUUAUUUAUCUCAUACGAUAUCUGAACAUGCAAAUAAAUUUCUUGGUGCUCUUUCGUGGUAUCUUAAAUUUAUACUCAAAUCUGCAACAAUUGCUGCACCUAUUCAUGCUGUAACAAACUUAACAAAAACAAAUAGACACAAAUUCGAAUGGGAUGCUUCUCAAUCUCAAGUGUUUUCACAAUUGAAACAAUUAUUAAUUACUUCUCCAUUAUUUCUUGAUUUUUCAGAUGAUAAUUAUUCUGUUAUAUUAACAAUGGAUGCAUCAGAAAUUGGUAUUGGUGGUACAUUACAACAAAAUAUUAAUGAUGAAAUAAAAAAUUUAUAUUAUCAUUCUCAAAUUACAUCUUCUACUCAACGACGAUAUGAUUCUAUUGAAUUAAAAGCAUUAGCCAUAUGGUUAUGUUUUCGACGAAUGCGAUCUUAUCUACUUGGUAAAUCUAUUAUAAUUUAUACUGAUCAUUGUCCUUUAUGUCAACAUAAUUGUUUAGCUGAUUAUUUAUCUCGUCAUCCAAUACAAAAUGAUGAAGGAAUAUUUGAUGAGGAUUAUAGCAUAAGCAUGUUAUUUCAGGGGGAACCACUGGAGAUGGUGUAUGCUCCUGUCAAUCAUCCUCAAGUUGUUGGUGCUGUUGUUACAGGUUCAAAAAUGAAGCAAAUAAAACAACAACAAAAUGAAAAUGGCAAAAUUACACCACCCACUGUAAAUGAUAUAUCAUCAUCGUCAAGUGAAGACAAAAUUGAACAUUCAAAUAAAUCUCCAUCACACUUAAUUACGCCUAACAAUUUUGAUAUAGCUCAGAUUAAACUUGAACAGUCAAAAGAUUCAAAUAUUCAGAAGAAGAUUAAAGAAGUUAUACAAGAUCUAACAAAACAUCCUUAUGUAGUUACAGACGGUUUAUUAUAUAAAUUGGUAUUAAUAAAUGUUGCUAGUAAUAAUAAUAAGAAGAAAGUAAUUUAUUUACCUUCAGCCAUGAUCAAUUCUCUCCUGCACUCAUACCAUAAUGAUCCUCUUAGUGGUCAUUUUGGUAUUCAACGAACAUAUUUAAAAAAUUAA
Messenger RNA from Rotaria sordida, 1488 nucleotides. The record is from the annotation of a GenBank genome assembly. NCBI's taxonomy places the organism in Eukaryota, Metazoa, Rotifera, Eurotatoria, Philodinida, Philodinidae.